CGCCCUCGGGGCACUUUUCAACCGUUCUGAGUGCUAGCAACCGGAGUUUUGGCGCCAACAGACAUUCCCAGAGAAAAAUACCAUUAUAUCGUUGAAAAUCGAGGAACAAAAUGCCGCCAAAGAAGGGUCUCAAACGGACUGCCUCAUCAGCAUCGAGUGAUGGAAGACCCUCGAAGGCCCCCAAGAAGAAGGAAGAGCUAAUUGUGAAACCAGACUUGCGACAUGUGUCCACUGCUGGAGUCAUCCUGGCUGUUGGUCAGAACGAUGUGGGACAGCUGGGGCUGGGGGAUGAUAUUCCAGAGAAGACACGUCCAGCAGUCGUUCCAGAUUGCAACGAAAUCGUGGCUAUCGCUGCUGGGGGCAUGCACAAUGUUUGUUUGACGAAGGCAGGAAAGAUCCUGACGUUUGGAUGCAAUGAUGAGGGCGCACUGGGGAGAGACACGUCGGAGGAGGGCUCUGAGUGUAUCCCAGGGCUUGUCGAUUUGGAUGGCAAGGUCGUGCAAGUCACUGCAGGGGAUUCUCACAGUGCUGCCUUGCUCGAUGAUGGACGAGUCUUCGCCUGGGGGUCCUUCAGGGAUGCACAUGGAGCGAUGGGUUUGACAAUUCGUGGUAACGAACGCCUACCAGUAGAAUUAUUACCCUCAAUAAAAAUAGCAAAAAUAGCAUCGGGUGCUGAUCACUUAGUAAUGUUAACUCAGAAUGGUCGUGUAUAUACGUGUGGAUGUGGUGAACAGGGACAACUGGGUCGUGUUGCAUCGAGAACUGCUGACAGGCACAAUCGUCAUGGCGUUGAGCACCUCUUAAAACCAGAUUUAGUUGAAUUCAAAGUGUCAAAGAAACUGGAAUUUGAGGAUAUCUGGGCAGGGUCGUACUGUACCUUUGCCAAGGAGCAUAAAAGGGGGGAUGUCUAUGUAUUUGGGUUGAAUAAUUAUCAUCAGAUUGGUUUGGAGGAUACUAUUCCGUACUUCCAUCCAAAACUGUCGAAAGCCUUCCUUGGGAACAAGUGGCAGCUCAUCAGUUCUGGGAUGCAUCACACGAUUGCUCUUAAUGAGAAUGGGGAAGUUUUCGUUCUUGGACGCAAAGAGUAUGGGAGACUUGGACUUGGACCUGAUGCCACUGAUGUCGAGGUAUUGACUAAAAUCGCUAAAUUUCAAGGUGAGAAGAUUAUUGACGUGGCAGCUGGCAGCGCACAGUCUUUUGCUGUUACGGAUUCUGGCCAACUGUACGCAUGGGGAAUGGGAAGCAAUUCACAGUUAGGUACAGGCGAAGAAGAAGACGUUGACACUCCGGUUUUAAUAAAAAGCAAACAACUGGAGGGAAAAACAGUGGUCAGAGUGGCUGGCGGUGGACAGCACACUCUCAUCCUCGCAAAUACUCGCCCAGUGAAGGAUAAAACCGCUGGUUAACACUCCCAAAACACUUUAAAUGAAAUCAAGAAGUGCCACAAUGAACGUUUGUACAUAACGUUUCGUCGUUCAUAGAAACUAAUGGACUUGAAUUGGAACGAGUGUUUUUGUUCAUGAAAAUUGAUUGAAUUUUGUAGUUUUUUUUGUGAGUGGAGUUAUGUACACACGUUAAUGCUCAUUUAAUUUGUUAUGAAAUCAUUGGUUGGAUUAUUGUGACACGAUAUUGGAAGAAACAAUUUUGAGUUAAUAAAUUUUCUACUUAAUUAUCAGUAGGAAUGACGUAAUUAUGUGUAAUUAUCAGGGACUUGGCAUAAAAUAGUUUUUUGUUCUGUAUUGGUCUUUGAUUAUUUGUAACAGCAUUUGUUUUUAAUUUUCGCUGGAGUUAACUGAAUAACAAUUGAUAUAUAUUUUUCAAUGAAUAAUUGGUUUAUUAAUCAACCCAGUGUUAGAAAUCUUCAAAUUCAACGAAAUUUAGUUUAUUCAUGAAAAAUUAAAAUUAAUAAUUGCCUAAGUGGCCAUAAU
Diachasma alloeum is the source of this 1928-nucleotide messenger RNA. RefSeq names its product regulator of chromosome condensation (gene Rcc1). Lineage: Eukaryota; Metazoa; Arthropoda; Insecta; Hymenoptera; Braconidae. Gene Ontology annotation, cellular component: cytoplasm. The record is from RefSeq and is a predicted model, not a curated record. The transcript is spliced from 5 exons. Bases 111 to 1406 code for a protein of 431 amino acids. Gene Ontology annotation, molecular function: guanyl-nucleotide exchange factor activity.